Pseudopipra pipra is the source of this 6561-nucleotide messenger RNA. It is a transcript of the gene CDCA4, whose product is annotated as cell division cycle associated 4. Lineage: Eukaryota; Metazoa; Chordata; Aves; Passeriformes; Pipridae. Gene Ontology annotation, cellular component: nucleus. The record is from RefSeq and is a predicted model, not a curated record. The transcript has 5 exons. Bases 513 to 1337 code for a protein of 274 amino acids. Gene Ontology annotation, molecular function: transcription regulator activity.
GGGUCCCUUUGUGGGGUUUGACAAUAAGAUGGCGGGCGUGGGGAGGCGGGGCUGGGUGGCCCCGCCCGUCCCUCAGGCGCGGAGCGGGCGGUGAGGCGGGAGUGGAGUGAGGGCUCCUGCGCGAGCGGCGGCGACAGCAGCGGCGAGGCGAGCUUUGGUUUCUUCCCACGGUUCUUAGAAAAGCCAGUGUUGGAGUGGAGAGGAUUAGAGUGGUAGAGGGGAGAUACAGCCCCUUCUUGUCUUCUCUUGCUAACCAUCAUCACUGUACUUAAAGCUGUACAGAAGGCAGACUGUGCUUCACUGAACCUCCAGCACUGGCCUAGGUGGUGCUCUCACUUUUGCUGUAUGGACUCUUGCUCAGUAGCAUGGGAGAAGAGGAAGGACUACAUCAAACACAGUUACUGCGGCUCCUGACUUCCAUCAAGUGUGGAGCUUCAUGGGAGCCAGGAGCUGGGAGCCCCUGCCUCUCUCCAAUGCCAUGCCUUGUGGACCUGCUCACCCCUGGUUCCUGAAUGCCGUCUUUGGGACCCAGUCCAUAUGUUCCUGACCUAUGUUGUACCACACUGGCUUUCUAUAACCUGGACACAAUGUUUGUUCGAGGACUAAAGAGAAAAUGUUUUGAUGGUGAAGAAGAUAUUGAAGGGACUCUGGCUGGUAUUAAGGCUAUUCCUUCCUAUAAUCUUCAGAGGCAGUCGCUUUUAGAUAUGUCCUUGGUUAAACUUCAGUUGUGUCACAUGCUGGUUGAACCCAACCUCUGUCGUUCGGUACUUAUAGCCAACACGGUACGUCAGAUCCAAGAGGAAAUGACUCAGGAUGGGACUUGGCAGAUGAUAAAUACACAGAGUACAGGGCAGACAUCCCUGGAUCGUCUUGUUUCAACAGAUAUCCUCUGUCGUUCAUCUAGGGAACAAGCUGAGGGAAAGCAUGUUCCAGGCUAUGGUACUUUGAGUAAAGACUUUGAGGGUGGCGAGGGACAAGAUAGUUCAGAAACUAUGUCAACAGCCUCUUCAGUGCAAGCUCCAAGAAACCUGCAGGGCAACGUGUGGGAAAUGGAGAAUCCACAAGAAAAUAAAGGAAACUUUCAGAAAUCUUUAGAUCAAAUAUUUGAGACACUGGAGAAUAAAAGUCCUAAUUCGGUUGAAGAUCUGUUUUCAGAAGUUGACAAUUCUUACUAUGAUCUUGAUACUAUGUUAACAGGCAUGAUGAGCAACACAAAAAUGGGACAUUGUGAUGGGCUUGAAACAUUUUCUUCUCCAACAAAUACAGCUUCUAACUCUAAUUGUAAAUCUGAUCUUAAUGAGCUUGAUCAUAUUGUGGAAAUCCUUGUUGAAUCCUGAAACUCCUUGUGCAGGAGGUAAAGAUCUGUUAAUGCGAAGAAAAGACUUGAGAGUUUAAUGUUAAUGGGAAGAAAAGACUCCAUAGUUUGUUCUAUCAAAUCUGCACGAGUAUUUUACAAAUAUCUAUAUAUUAUAUAGAUAUAUAUAUUAAGAAGCACUUCAUAUUGCAAAAUAGUGUUAACUCUUAAAGUUAACCUGCAACUUGUAGUGUAAUAAUCUGAUUUAUCAUCCACUGAACUGUAAGUACAUACGGUAAAUGUUUCUAAGUUUGGGGUCCAAGGCUCUUGAAAUUGGGUUCCUUUUACCAAUUUGUUUUAGCCUUUGAUGGAGGAUAAGCUCAGUGAGAGGAACUCUGUCAUCUUCUUAUACUUCUCCCCAUAAAAAUGAUAAUAAACCGAGAGAGAAGUUGGAUAACUGGUUUCCUAUUUUCCUCCGGUUUCCACUUUGUGGUGUGUUACACCACAAAACUCCUACCAUAUCUGCUGCUUCUGUUCUAAGUCUCUACAUGGCUCUUAAAGAGCAGUAUGCAAUAGUUCCUGUUACCCUUGCUAGCUUCUUCUGGGUUUUGCUACAAUUUUUACUUCACAAAUAGUUUUAAAGUGUUUACUGGUGUUUAGAUCUUUCCAGGUAUUUUCCUAAAAUAUAUUUUUACUACAGAUGUUAUGUCAGCUGCUAACUUAGUAACUUUUGAUCAUAUCUGCAGUUGAUGUAUUUUUUGCAAGAUUUUCAAAAAGGGAUGUUUUUUUACCAUGAGCUACCUAAUGUAGUUCAGUAAAGUGUAUGUAAAUGUAAAUAUACAAUUUUAUACUUUACAUUAAAAUGUAAGAGCUGUUUUCAUUAUUCUGUUUUAUAGAGUAGUACUUUACUAAAUUGAGAAUUGUACAUCUAUGUUUUUCAUACCCCGCAUACUUGAGUAUCAUUAUAGGAAGAGCUUUGAUCCAGCUAGAUACAAUUACAUUUAAUUCAUUUCAGACCAUACUUUUUGUUAACUACAAACCUAAAUUACGUAGGUUUUUAUUUAUGUGUAUUUAUAUGUAAAUGUCAUCAAGUGAAUUGUUUAUCACUGAAGUCUAUCAUCAAGUAUUUGUUUAUAUGGGAUAACUAUCUUGCACUAAUUACUACAAAAAGUGUUAUUAGCGGCCUUUACAUCUCACUGGUAUGUCACGAUGUCUUGUCAUAAUUAAUAUGCUCCACUCUUACCAAGGGUUUCCUCUUGGCUUUUUUUUUAUAAUAACAAAAGAUAAUACAACAUGGGAUGGUGGUCUUUUCUUCACAUUCAGUUUAGAAUGUAUAUAAUUAGACUUCUUCCUAUGAGGCUUUUUUAGGGGAAAGGAAUAAUUCAAGUACAGCCUAUGGUUUUGUUACAAAAUAACAAAUGUUUGCCAUCACAAGCUGCUGCUGGGGAAAAAGCCCCAAGCUAGCAGGGAGCAGAGAAGGGGAAAAGAUGGACUGGUUUCUGGAAUGUGUUAGCACUGGCUCUGCCAGGGGAGACAUCUGCCAGUGACUUGGCUGUUUUCUGUAGAUCUGAACCAAGCAAGUUGCUGAACAUGAAGAGAACACCUUGCUGUGUCUGACAAGUUCUGCCUUCCCACGAGUGACCUUCCCUACUAUGCACUGACCUUGGCAGAUCCUCAAACCCCUGAAAAGGGGACUGGGGGUGGGAAAUACCAAGGGGGUGUUAAGGACCUUUGAGUAUCACAUCAAGAAAAGGAGACCACUGAGCUUAUGUUUUGAACAAGUGCUUUAGAAUCAUGUGCUUUGAGGAAAAAUUAGAGCAUUUAGCUAAAUUUUUCAAACUCAAUAGUUGCAUGAAUAUUGGUUCCAUUGCAUGAAACCACACACUUGUUGUGAGUCUUCAGUGAAUCUGAAAGUGUUUCUUGUAUUAAGUUUAGCAUAACAUAAUCUGUAGUGACUGUAGUAGUUAAGCUUUGCUUCCUCAAUUAAAGCUUGAUUAAUAACUUCAUAUUAAAGGAUGAAAUACCACAUAGGCACUUGCAAGUUCAGUCCAUACGAUAUAGCUGGACCAAAGAAAAGCCAAUGCUACAUGUCUUAAUCAAUUGAGAUGGGUGUUGCAGUAGUUCAUCUUGCUUCAGGAGUCUACAAAUGUUGAUCAAACUGUCAUACCUCCCAAUGAAAUAACAGUCUGCUUUAUUUGGUAGUGUUUGUUGUAGAGAUUGCUCCAAAAUUAUAAACCUGCAGGUAAUUUUUGCUUGAUGCUUUUCUGCGUGUGAACCACUGAAUUGGACAUCAGAUGCCUUAGGGUAAAGCAGAAAGCCAGGCAGUUUUAUAAAGGGAACAUCAUCGUUAAAUCGAAUAACUAAAUAUCUUCUGUUUCUCUGGGAAAGUUCCCCAAAACUGCUCUAAACUGUCUUUAAAUAGUCUGAACUGUCUGCAUGUUGCAGGUAGGAAUUAGAAUCAUUUAUUCAUAACUGUUAUAUAUGUCAGAUGCACGUGUGUGUAUUUCUAACUCUAUACCUUUAUACUGUACAGUGGAUGUAGCUGGGUGCAUUCCUUUACUGGGGAAGCUGUGCCUAAUUAAAACAAUUUGUACAGACUGUGGUUUAACGGGAAAGGUAUUGGGUAAAUAUGCUUUUAUGGAGUUAAGCAUUUAAACAGAAAUAUAUAUCCUGUUUUAUUACAUUCUUAAAACUUACGCCAAAUAUGUGCUUUUACAAGCCUGACAUCUUGGCUUGGCAGGUAUAAGAAUUGGUGUUGCUGAAACUUGCACAGUCACUGUACUGAUGUGUGCCUUCAACUGGUUUGACUUUGCAGAGACCAGUCAGUGUAAAAUCAGCUUGUGCCCCCACUGCUCUAAUAACGUGUCUCAGUCUAAUUCAGCUGCUUGUGUUUUGCCUCUCCUGGUAGAAAAUGAGGAAAAAAAGGAAUUAAAAAAAAAGAGCUGUAUUUUCUAUUUUAUUUCAUUGUAAUUUGUUUGCUAGUCUAAAGAGGUACUGGUUAAAUAUGCAUCACUGAAAGGUUAAUACAAUGUUUCCCCUCUAUUUGUUCCUCUGAGGUACUGAGAGACAUCAGAAAUGAUACAGUGCCUGUAAGAUGGUAAAUUUUAAAUUACUUAGUGAGCCGUUAAUACAAAUGGUAAGAGGUUAUACUUGCUGCUGGGGAUUUCCUUAAUUUCUACAUAUAAAUGGGAAAUAAUUUAGCCUCUGUUAAAUUAGGAAAGGCUUCUGACAGAUUUUGCUGCCAUUUUUGUGCUUCUAGGGAAAAGCGUCAUGGAGUUUGCAUGGCAGUCAAUGCCACAUGUGAAACAAGGCUGUUAGUUUGCAUGAUAUAACUGGGCUGCACACUUGCACAAAACAAACUUUCAAGCACAUAGCUAAUAUCAAAUCUGCUUCUUCCUCAGGUAACCUUGAGUUAUCUUCCCUGUCUCCUUCUGCCUCUGUGCCUGUGGUUUUAUUUCUCUUUCUCCCUUGCCAGAAAAUACCAGGUUCUGUAGCUCUGGCGUUCAGCAAGUGCAAGAAGUGUGAGGAUCCAGGCUGCAGUAACGAGGGCUUGUCUGCCUAUUGCUUCCCUGUUUGCUUAGUGUUUGUUGUUUUCUUUUAAUCUGUGAGCCUGUCUAGCAAAAGAUGUCACUGUCUCUAUGAAGAGAGCCAUAUUUGCCUCAAGGACAAAUUUGGUCAAUGAAGAGGGAAUUUCUUUGGAUGAAAAGCACCUUUCCUGACCAGACUGCAUCGGGAAAUCAGCAGUGAGGGGUUCCAGCCUUGAACAAAGUAGGGAUUCGCAUGUGAGCUGAGCCUUCAGACUAACCAGGAAUUACCUGUUUUGAAAGCUGUCCUUAGACUUUUUUUGAAGUCUCAGGUAUGUCUGGGCUGCUUUAGUAGGCAUCUUAAAAGACAUUAUUGUAAAUUGACUGAGAGUGUAGCUUCAUAUUGUAAUUACCAGACCAUUAUGGAUUUUUUGUGCCUCGGAAUAUUGAUUUGAGUGUAUGGCUGCUUUGCAGUCCUGCAAACUAUUCCAUAUUCCCAUACAACUAAAGAGCUGUCAAAAGGUAGAAUGAAAAAAAAUCCAUUUAUUUGCUGACAUCUAGGAUAAGACAAAUAAAAAUGCUUUCAAUAGCGACUUCUGUUCAAAGUGUAAGUAUGCUUCUGUCUCAGGUCUAGGAUGUAUAGUCCCAUAUGCAAAAAAACAUGACACGAUGACAAAUCUUGUUUGCUCAUCAACUCUUAAAUGAGUGUGAUUUCACACUCUGUGACUAAUACUAAAAGUACAAAGCCACCAAGUUUCAAAGAAAUGAAAUAAACAUCUUGGGAACAUACACAUUUUUGUCAAUCUGACUUGUUCAGGGUUUUGCAAGGAUUGUCUGAACUCCUUUUGGUAUCUCUUGCAAAGUUGACAGUUAAGAUAAAUUUUCCUAUUUUUUUCAAGGAAGUUCUGUGAAGAGAUGAAAUCCCAUUGAAUAAUUUAAGUUGUCAGCAAAGAGACUUACUUUAGAUGUUUGUAGUGCCUCUUUUUAAAAAAAAACCCAGUGAAAAAUACUAAAAUUUCAUUAUCUGACAUGAUUUUCAUAAGUUUGUAUGGCAGCUCUUGUUUAAAAAAACAAUUACUCCUUUGCUUAACCAAGAUUCCCCCAAAAUGAGUGGUUUAUGACCUGAAGAAUUAUUGUGGUAUAUUCAUGCAUGACCAACAUGUCAACAGGAAAACCUAAAGCUAGAGGCAGCUUUGCAUUGCAGGGAAAACAUUUGAGUAAUUUCAACUGUCAUCUUCUUAGGAAGGAGUAAUUGAAGAUACAGGUGAAUACAUGAUUUCUUUCAAAAACAGAAUUAAAAAAAAAAUUGUAUCCACAUGUCUGCUGCAUUUGAAAAUUCCCUAGGAGCAUGUGGAAAGUGCAGGUAUGUACUGCAAUAGUAAAAUGCUGCAACAAAGGAUCAGUGUAUAAUAUUUUUCAUGUGCCAAUUACAGACAAGUUUUGAAGAGGAGAUCAAGAAAAUGUAAUGCAACUUCAAAUUGGGAUUCUGCAAGCUUCCAAAACAGGACUUCUGAAGGGAAGAACAGGUAUGGUUCUAAAAAAAAAGUCAAACCUUCAAACAAAACCCAGAAGAGUUUAAUACUUAGAGGGAAAAAAAAACAAUACUUGUAACAAACUCACUUUUCUGUAUUUGAGAUCAUUACUGAGGGAAAGGGUAGAUAUGGAAAGAACUGGGUGUUGGGAUUGCUUUGUGUCCAGUGAGCUGUCAAGUUUAAGAUAAAAUUGUUGAAUGUUUUUUGUUUU